Messenger RNA from Chanos chanos (milkfish), 1324 nucleotides. Its product is annotated as cyclin-dependent kinase 2-associated protein 1-like. NCBI's taxonomy places the organism in Eukaryota, Metazoa, Chordata, Actinopteri, Gonorynchiformes, Chanidae. The coding region runs from base 50 to 430 and encodes 126 amino acids. The record is from RefSeq and is a predicted model, not a curated record. The transcript is spliced from 4 exons. Gene Ontology annotation, cellular component: nucleus; cytoplasm.
ACAGGGACGCUUCACUGAUUUUAGGACGUUUGAAAUUCUUCAAUUUAUAAUGUCUCUGGGAAUGUCUUACAAACCGAACCUCCAUCAGCAUGUUCCGGGAACUUCAGUGAACCAAGGUAUGGUAAAAACAGCGAUUACUGGAACUGCCCAUUCUCAGUCCCCAAGCCUAGCCACACUGCAGUCUUACAGGCCGGUUGUGAAUGACUUUGGACCACCAUCCCUGGGUUUCCCACAGGGAACUAGCGGAACACAAGUGCCCCAGAACAAAUAUGCCGAGCUUUUAGCCAUUAUUGAAGAGCUGGGUAAAGAAAUCAGGCCGACGUAUGCUGGCAGCAAGACUGCGAUGGAGAGACUAAAGAGAGGCAUCAUUCAUGCCAGGGGUCUGGUGCGUGAGUGCUUGGCAGAAACGGAGCGAAAUGCCAGGUCCUAACAGAUAAACCUGUCCGACUCAAACUUAUUCCACCCGCAGUCCUACGCCACCCAGUGAAGAGGCUCUCUCCAGCACCGUAGCUUCUGUGAAAAGAUCAUUGCCCUUUCCAUUCUAAGGGCCUUAAGAGAAAGCGCAGUGCCUCUGGACAGUCCACAUCCCUCUCUGUGAAUUUGAAUGAGAACUUUAUUUCAGUUACACAAAUGCACACAAACACAUACACUACUCCCAUUUUUAUAGGGGAACAAAUUUUACCCUGGACAUCUGAGAUCAGCAAACGAUAACCGUGAGUGAAUACUUGAGUACAUGUGGCCAAGUAUGAGUUAAUCAGCGUUUACAGCAGUUACAGCAGGUUAAUCAGCGUUUACAGCAGUUACAUCAGGUUGGUUCUUUUGAUAGCUCUCUGCCACCUCAGUGCGAUAUUUUCCGAGUGAUUCUAAAUUCUCUCAGAUAUAAUUCUAAGUGUUUCUUAGAAUCUGGUUCGGCCAAGCUGUUUCAAUUUGUAUGUUUUUUUUUCCCUGGUUGUUUUGAACUUGUAGGGUUGAAUAAGCAAAAAAAUGAAUGCAAUUUUAGUUCCAGGCUAAAAGGCGACGGAAAUAAUCUUUAUAAAAGGGGGUGUUGACUUUCUAUGGGCAGUGUACUUUAAAAAGAGUUGAACAAUGUAGCAGGACAUGGAGAAGAAAAGGGAGAGAGUCUGAGUUGUACUUGACAGGAACUUCCUGAAUUUUUUUAUGUUCCCAUUUGGGAAUAUUGUAAUUUCUCUAGUGCUUCUAAAAUGUUUAAAAGGCAAACUUUGCAUGUUACAUUUUAAUGCCCUUUUGUUAGUUAAAACUGCAUGACUUUAGGAUCCUUUAAAAUGCAAAAAAAAAAAAAAAAAAAAAGAUAGUGCCAAACACA